Messenger RNA from Xiphias gladius (swordfish), 2739 nucleotides. It is a transcript of the gene lrrc4ca, whose product is annotated as leucine rich repeat containing 4C, genome duplicate a. The record is from RefSeq and is a predicted model, not a curated record. Gene Ontology annotation, molecular function: cell-cell adhesion mediator activity. The transcript has a single exon. Gene Ontology annotation, biological process: modulation of chemical synaptic transmission; synaptic membrane adhesion; regulation of axonogenesis. NCBI's taxonomy places the organism in Eukaryota, Metazoa, Chordata, Actinopteri, Istiophoriformes, Xiphiidae. Bases 1 to 1947 code for a protein of 648 amino acids. Gene Ontology annotation, cellular component: postsynaptic density membrane; glutamatergic synapse; plasma membrane.
AUGUUAAACAAGAUGACCUCCUCUCAGCAGCAGCAGAUGAUGCGAGGUCCUAGGUGGAACCGGGCCUUGUCCGACCCUUUGUUUGUGCUGCUUCUGGCCCUCCAGCUGCUAGUGGUGGCAGGGCUGGUACGUGCUCAGACGUGCCCCUCUGUCUGCUCCUGUAGUAACCAGUUCAGCAAAGUCAUCUGCACCCGCCGAGGCCUGCGGGAUGUCCCUGAUGGCAUCUCUACCAACACUCGCUACCUGAAUCUGCAAGAAAAUCUCAUUCAGGUCAUAAAGGUGGACAGCUUCAAGCACCUAAGACAUCUGGAGAUCCUGCAGCUGAGCAAAAACCACAUACGCAAAAUUGAGCUGGGCGCCUUCAAUGGACUGGCCAGCCUCAAUACCUUGGAGCUUUUUGAUAACCGCCUCACCACCAUCCCAAACGGGGCAUUUGAGUACCUGUCAAAACUGAAGGAGCUUUGGUUGAGGAAUAACCCCAUAGAGAGCAUUCCCUCCUAUGCUUUCAACAGAGUGCCCUCAUUACGGCGCUUGGACCUUGGGGAGCUCAAACGGCUCUCCUACAUAUCUGAAGGGGCUUUUGAAGGGCUGAGCAAUCUGCGCUACUUAAAUCUGGGAAUGUGCAAUCUGAAGGAAAUUCCCAACCUUAUUCCCCUGGUGAGGCUGGAUGAACUGGAGAUGUCGGGGAACCAACUAUCUGUUAUCCGACCUGGCUCUUUUAAAGGGCUCAUCCAUUUGCAAAAGCUAUGGAUGAUGCAUGCCCAGAUCCAGACCAUAGAAAGGAACUCUUUUGAUGACCUGCAGUCACUAGUGGAGCUCAAUCUAGCCCACAACAACCUUACCCUCCUGCCCCAUGAUCUCUUCACUCCUUUACAUCACCUGGAGAGGGUACACUUGCAUCACAACCCUUGGAAUUGUAACUGUGACAUCCUCUGGCUAAGCUGGUGGCUUAAGGAGAUGGUACCAGCAAACACCAGCUGCUGUGCCCGCUGCAGCUCACCUGCUCACCAUAAGGGACGAUACAUUGGCGAGCUGGACCAGAAUUACUUUCACUGUUAUGCUCCUGUUAUUGUGGAGCCUCCCACAGACCUAAAUGUGACAGAGGGAAGUGCUGCAGAGUUGAAAUGCAGAGCCAGCUCUUUGACUUCAGUAAGCUGGAUUACACCCAAUGGUUCCAUCAUGACACAUGGUGCAUACAAGGUCAGGAUCUCUGUGCUGAAUGACGGCACUCUGAACUUCACUAAUGUUACCAUGCAGGACACAGGCACAUACACAUGUAUGGUCAGUAAUUCUGCAGGUAACACAACAGCAUCUGCCACGCUCAAUGUGUCCUCUACAGAGAACAGCAGCUUCAGCUACUUCACCACAGUGACAGUGGAGACCAUAGAAACGCCACAUAAUGAAGGCUUCACCACUACUGUGCAACAGAAGGUGGGCCCCACCCCCUCCGCUGGUACUUGGGAGUCUGUUUCACCCACCUCUACAACUACCACCACAUUUCGGACCCCACUCGCCACCCGUGCCACAGAAAAGACUUACACAAUUCCGGUCACGGAGGUGGGUGGGGAGGGCUCUCUAAACGGCUUGGAUGAAGUGAUGAAGACAACCAAGAUCAUCAUUGGCUGCUUUGUUGCAAUCACACUCAUGGCAGCUGUCAUGCUGAUUAUCUUCUACAAGAUGCGCAAACAGCACCACCAGCAGAACCACCACGCACCCACACGCACUAUUGAGAUCAUUAAUGUGGAUGAGGACUGUGUAACAGGAGGCCCAGGCAUGGAGGGCCACCUGACUCUGCCUCCUCUCGAGCAUGAGCACCUCAACCACUAUAACACCUACAAGACUGCAUACAACCAUGCCUCCACUAUCAACUCCAUACACAGCUCAGCGCAUGAACCUUUGUUAAUCCGGGCCAGCUCAAAAGACAAUGUACAAGAGACCCAAAUCUAAUACUUUUUUUCAAAAUGAGACAUUAUAAAACUGAUGGAAUUACAUAAAAACAUUAAUGACAGUACAUUACUGAUAAGUGGUUGUGAGGAUUGUGGCUCAAACAUGGAGAGAUACACUCGUGUUUGGCAAAUCAGUGGCUGGUGAUGUUUAUUCAGUGACUUUGGGAAUUAGGGUAUGUCUACUGUUUCAAAAAGUGUCUUUACAAAACAGAAGUUAUUUAUUUAAGAAAAAACUAUUGUGGUUAAAUCAAGAAAAACUGUAUUCUGCAAUUAUUUUUUCAGCACUUAAUUCAUGUUUUUUUCUCCCUCUCAUUUCAUGGGAUUGUUUUACUAAUAUGCUUUCAAACUCUGAAGACAUCUGUCAAAGAAAAACUCUAAUUACCAUUUUUUCUUUUUUGGUAAACUGCAGACUUUGGAUCAGAUGAGAUAGUAACCUAAUUUUCCCCAUGUAUCAAAGGAAUCCAGAGCACAUUAGUGAUUUUCUCCAGCUGUGGAUUAAGUGAUGAAAUCUUUGUGAUCAUGUGUAACUGGGAUGAAUUAAACACUUGUUCUUUAUUUUACAGUGAUUGACAGAACCGUCAGUGAUGAAAUUUGAUCAUAAUUCACUGUUUAAUUAUAUCUGUUACAUACAUUUUAGGCACUCUUGCUCUGUCAUCAAUAGACUGAGGAUCCUAAAUAAGGGAAAUAUGUCCUGCGUUCUGCUAUUGUAAAAGUCAAGGCUCAAUAUUAGAAGUACAUUUUAGUUAAAUUAAAUUCUAUUGAUUAACUAUGAAAGAAACGUACAUUUGUCUUU